AGGAACAUGUCGAAGCCCGUGGAUCACAUCAAGAGACCCAUGAACGCGUUCAUGGUGUGGUCCCGAGGUCAGAGGAGGCAGAUGGCGAUGGAGAACCCCAAAAUGCACAACUCUGAGAUCAGCAAACGGCUCGGAGCCGAGUGGAAACUCCUCUCCGAGGCUGAGAAGAGACCUUACAUCGACGAAGCCAAAAGACUUCGAGCUCAGCACAUGAAGGAACAUCCCAACUACAAAUACAGACCCAGAAGAAAAUCCAAGAGGAGUGACGGCUUUGCGUUUCCCUCGCCUUUCCUAGUUGAGCCACACCAAGCCAGAGAGGCUCUUUCAUUCUGCAUGGACAGUCCAAGGUAUCUCCAUCCGUCUGCGUCCACACAGUCUUCUGCGUUCUUCAGUGGGAGCCACCUCAGCACUGCCGGAGCGCAGAAGAUCAGAGAACUGCCUCAUGCUAUUUACACCUCCACACUGGGGUACCACAACGCACUCUUGGGUACACUGGGAUGCCCAGUGCAACCAACGAAGCCUGGGUACAUGGUGCCGUGUAACUGUCCACUGUGGCCGACGUCCAGUUUGCAGCCGCCUGUCGCUUAUUUGCUUUUUCCAGGUGUGAGCAAGACUGGACUCAACUCAGACUGCUCAGCAAGUCUGUGAAA
Colossoma macropomum (tambaqui) is the source of this 650-nucleotide messenger RNA. Its product is annotated as transcription factor Sox-14. Gene Ontology annotation, biological process: cell differentiation; regulation of DNA-templated transcription; anatomical structure morphogenesis. Bases 7 to 648 code for a protein of 213 amino acids. The transcript has a single exon. The record is from RefSeq and is a predicted model, not a curated record. Gene Ontology annotation, molecular function: DNA-binding transcription factor activity, RNA polymerase II-specific; RNA polymerase II cis-regulatory region sequence-specific DNA binding. Lineage: Eukaryota; Metazoa; Chordata; Actinopteri; Characiformes; Serrasalmidae.